AUGGCCAUGGUUAAUCCUCCCCCUGUUCCUGGAAAGCGGCGCCAGCUGCCUCGAAGUACUACUAUUACCAAUGUAUAUUCUGAGCUUGUCGGUAUUUCUUUAAAAACCAGCAUGGCUCUCCCGGUCUUACCUACCAAUCCACAAAACCUGAAUCCUUCAUCGGCAAUAUACGAUUUUGCUAUUGAAAAAGCAGCUGUGGCAGAGUAUCAAAAGUCUAUUGAUCAGAUAGCUAAAGAGGAUGAAUUGGUUUCUGAAAUAAAAGAGCGUCAAACAAAGUCGGCAGUCGAAGCUACAGAUUCGAAUGGGCUGAAAAAGGAGUCCAGAUCGCCAGUAAAAGACAAAGUCACAAAACAACUUCCAGAAAGACCUGUUCCAACUAAACAGGGUACGCUUAAAGGCUCUCAAACUGUUCCAAUAUCAAAUGUAAAUUCAUCAACAGCAAAUAGUAUUGACUAUACGGAAUUUGAGCAAGGACUGGCACCACCAGAUCCAUGGGACACUGCUGCCAAUAUCAAGGACCAUGAUUUCAAAAUGCUAAAAGAAGUCAUGGGUAAAGGCGAUCGUGUCUAUGAAUCCACGCAGCCUUUUGCAUUGCAGCAAUCGCUGGGCAGACCAAUUCCUGUUGUAGCUGAAAUGUCGCCUGCAUCAAAAAGAUUGUACUCGGCUACUCCACCACAACUCCAGCAUAAUUCAUCACCCCAAGCUCCUACUACAUUGUUUGAAAGCAUGCGAGUUGGAUCUGCUAAUAGUCUGUCAUCUGUUCCAUGCACGAGUGGAUCCAUGCCAAUGUAUCAGGGUGCCUCUGUUCCAAUCCCACUUCAGCAACAACCACCGCAGAUCCCCACCCGAGUUACUGGCCAUCAAUCACUGCCAAACUCUAAACCUGAAACCCCAAAACGUCCGCCACGAUUUACCACAGAUGCUCAGUACGCACUAUAUUCAGAUUUCACACAAAUGGGAUUCGACUCGGAUACAGUUGCAUAUGCAAUUAAUCACUAUUUUACUACGACAGAUCCUGAAAGCUUUUCGUUACAAAAAAAGGGACAGGAUCUUCACAAAAAAAUUCUAGAUUUUCUCAUUGGCAUGGCUGAGCUUAGUUCUGCGUGUGGUACGCCUAUCCCGCUGGAUGUUCUUUCCAUGGCGAUAAAUCAGUAUCCAGAAAAUGUGAUUAAACAAGCUGAAUUUUCACAGGCGUUUAUUGCAGUGAGCGAACUUGGAUUUCCACCAGGGGAUGUUCGAGAUGCAUUGGUGUUUAAGCAAAAUAAUCGAGAAGAGGCCAUCGAAUAUUUAAUGAGUGGCGUUGGUCGAUAUUGA
This is a messenger RNA of Batrachochytrium dendrobatidis JAM81, 1314 nucleotides long. RefSeq lists its product as uncharacterized. The record is from RefSeq and is a predicted model, not a curated record. Lineage: Eukaryota; Fungi; Chytridiomycota; Chytridiomycetes; Rhizophydiales. Gene Ontology annotation, biological process: ubiquitin-dependent protein catabolic process via the multivesicular body sorting pathway. Gene Ontology annotation, molecular function: ubiquitin binding. Gene Ontology annotation, cellular component: ESCRT I complex. The coding region runs from base 1 to 1314 and encodes 437 amino acids. The transcript has 3 exons.